CCGCGUCCCCGCCCCCGCCCCGGGCCCGGCCUCGGCGGGCGGUGGAUGGCCGGGCGGCGGCGGCGGCAUGCGGCUCCUAUUCCUGGCGGUGCUCCGGCGGCACACGGGCAACGCAGUCACGGCCCAGCGCGUCCGGGACCAUCUAGAAGCUGCAGGUCAUGUGUGUAUUCUGAAAGAUGCCUUUGACUUUGAAAAUCCAUCUGAAAUCUCAAACUUCAUCAAGGCAGAGAACCUGGAGGCAGCUGUGGCUCUGCAUCUGUAUAGAGGAGGCAGACUUUUGCAAGGUAAUGGAAUUCCUUUUGGGAUCAUCUUUGGUGGAACUGAUUUAAAUGAAGAUGUUAACCAGGGAGAUAAAAACAAAGUGAUGGGAAAAGUCCUUGAAGAAGCCAGAUUUGCUGUCGCUUUCACGGAGUCGAUGAAGGAAAUGGCACAAAGACAGUGGUUCUUUUGGAAGUUGACAUACAGAAAGCCAGACAGAUCUCAUUGGCUGUCAUAUGCCCGGUUCAUGGCACAGCCGCAUGCAAAGGAUAAGAUCUAUGUCCAGAGUCAAGGAAUCGCAACAGUGCCAAACACCGCCUUUAACUGGAAUACUUUUCUUCAGUGUUCAGAGAUUAACCAAAGUGCUGACAAUCUACACAUGUUUCUCCUGAUCUGUGGACUCAGACAAGUGAAAGACCCUCUCUAUUUGGUGGAUGCAUUCUCCGAAUGGCAUCAAGAAGAGCCCAACGUUUACAUGGUUAUUGUUGGUCCUGAAGUUGAUCCAGUCUUCACAAGGGAAGUAAAAGCCAAAGUAAAGAGGACCCCUGGGGUACAGCUGAUCAGAGAGAUGGCUCAGGAGGACCUCCACGCGGUCAUGAAGAAUUGCUUCGCGGUGGUGAAUAGCUCUGUCUCUGAAGGCAUGUCAGCCGCAAUUCUGGAGGCAAUGGAUUUGGAAGUCCCGGUGUUGGCGAGGAACAUCCCCGGAAACUCCGCGGUGGUGAAGCAUGAAGUUACAGGAUUGCUGUUUUCAGACCCUCAGGAGUUUGUUCAUCUGGCAAAGAGACUGGUGAGCGAUCCGGCAUUGGAAAAAAAAAUCGUGGCCAACGGAAGGGAGUACGUGAGAAAGUAUCAUUCGUGGCAGGAGGAGAGACAGACCUACAGGCAGCUGGUCAGGACGCUGGAGAGAGACACUGGGGACUAAGAGUACCUGUCUGAUGCUGUGAGACGCUCAGCCGUGGGCGGAUACCCUUGGACAGAGCUCUGGGCAGGGGGCCUGGCCAGUACAAACCAAGCCUGGUUCACUGGAGUCGUAGAUCUAUCAGUCAUAAGACAAUUCAUCCAAAACCUCUCUGUGCUUCCAAGUAACAUCCCAGAUGUGCUUCCGGAUCAUACCUCAUGGAGAUGCAGUCCUCACUGGGGUGGGGGCAGGGCCACUGGUUUUAAGGGGAGUCAGAGAGAGAGUUGGAGUAGCUGCUUUAGGACGUUCCUAGGGACAACAAGGACUUAUUUUGUAAGCCCUCACAGGGUAGACAUCGCUCUCCUGUCUUCUGAUGACCUGUAGCCCAUCCCUGCCUGCUCAAGGAGCAAAAGCAAACAUCAGAAACAUUAGCUGAGAGGGGUCCUGGCAGCAAUUUUUGACAUGGUACAGACCCUGCAGCCAAUCUGGAGCUGACAGAUGUCUGGCUGUGCCCCCAGGCUCUGCAGGUUUGCUUCCCUGAACACCAGAAGCAUGGCUGUGUGUGAUCAGUCGUGUAACUGUAAGAUAGCCAGGACCUCUUUAGACAAGAAGGCAGCACCACCCCCACUCCCCCACCCUCUAGGCUCCACCUACCUCUGGCCAAAUUGGGGUGGAAAAUCAGUUGGCACUAAGGCCUCAUCACCCAUGGCCUGCAAGAUGCUGGGACUGACUCUGGGUUCAGCGUCAGGCACUCAGCCUCAGAGACCCAGCAGUGAGUGGAGAUGAAGUCACCAGCCUCCAGCCCAUCUCAGGACUGGCACGUGGGUCCCAGUGACCUCAUCCAGCACGGGGUGAGUUUAACCAAGUGUCGCCAUCACUGUAAGGACACCCUGACCACACCAGGGGCACCCCCAAACCCAGUGCUUCUUUUCCUUGGUGGCGGCAUUUGCCUCUGUUGGAUCCUGAAACCCCCUCUUUCCAGUGGACAUUCCAUGAUGACUGGGGGUGACACGCUUGUUUCUUGUGUAAAGUUGGAAGCCACAGGAUCCAAAGGAGGAGAUGAAGCCAGAUCUGAGUCCAUCCAAGGAAGUGUUUCCUUAGGGCUUGUUCUGAUGCCCGCAGACCCUGGAGGGGGCAGGAAGACCCAUGCCAUCUUUGCUUCAAACUUCACAACAUCUUGGGCUUUUUUCUUUCCAACCAUCCUGUUUAAUAAAUAGCCAAACCUAAAAGAGGAAGGCUCUGACUGAACACCUUAAACUCUGGUGCUGAUGACAUGGAGAUGAGAACAGCAUAUUUAUAGAUUCUGUCCCAUGUCAUUUCCAGUUUAAUUCUACGCCUCAAUCUCACAACAGAGUACCUUCCCAAAGGCAGUUAUCUGGUAAACCUGCUCCUCAUGCCCAGGAUUCUCUAACAAUACCCAUCACCAUCCUCCUUCUUUUUUUUUUUGGUGGCAUCUGAGAGUCACAAGAGUUGGGGUCCCCUAUGGCAAUAGAGAAGAGAGGAAGGGAGAAACAGAGUCCAAACCCCUAGUGGACAGAUCCAUCUGAAUCUGGAAUCAGUGAUGCAAACCUAAGAAAAGGCCAAGUGUUGUCCUGGGCACUGACCAGGGAUGCUGCUGUUGAAAAAAUACUGGUCAUUGGGAGUCUCUGCUCUCAUCCUGGUUGAAGGAUAUUGUAUGUGCUUGGCUCCGCUGAACCUCAGCGUUGUUGUUCAUCCAUCUCUUUAUAGAAACAUACACACAUGCCUCAUGCCCUUUAGGGAAGGGCAUGUUUUUAAAUGAAUAAAGUGUCACCGUCCGCUGUCCAGCCAGAGUCCCUGUGUGUUCCUUUUGUGAGCCUGGUUCAGCAAGAACCAGACCCACCCCACCCUUUAGUUCUUGCACUUUAAAAGCAGAUGUUAGUCCACUGACGCAUCUCAUUAAGAGGGGUUUAAGAUGCAAUUGCUAUUUUAAUACCAAAGUAUAGAUGUAAAAAGAAUGCUUUUCUGUAAAUGUUCUAGAUGCUCUCAGUUUCAUACUCCGUUAACUUUAUGUUUAAACAUUUUGCAUAUAGUUUCCAAUUUGCUGAUGUACAGGUUUGGAUGACUCAACGAGUCAAUUUCCAGAUAGAACUGAGAUUCUGUAACCUUCACACGCAGAGGGAAAUUGCAUUUAACGCAGCACGGUGUUCUUUUGCAAAGAGGCACUGCUCGUACCUGACUUGCAAUUGGUGUGAUGAGCUGGCUGGCACUCACCGCUUCUGCCAGAAGAGCCCUCUGCACCCCUUCCCCACACUUUUUUUUGCAAUGAAGUUAAAUAGGAUAGCUUUGUUUUGAUCUGAAAGGUUCAUCAGGUAUCUUCAGGUUUCCAAAGGCAGACUGUGCAGGCUCUCCAUGCAGAUGGGAAUGGGUGGUCCACACGGUGCCUUGAGCACCCUGCAGACUAGAAUGUGCCGCUAGCUGGUCUCUGUUCUGAUGGCUUCCCUCACUGUGGCUCAGAUGCUAAAGAGUCCGCCUGCAGUGCAGGAGACCUGGGUUCGAUCCCUGGGUCAGAAAGAUCCCCUGAGAAGGCAAUGGCCACUCACUCCAGUAUUCUUGCCUAAGGAAUGCUGUGGACAGAGGAGCAUGACAGAGUGACCAACACACUCACACACACUAUCAGUUAGGGAUGGGGUUUGGAAAUCCUUUGUACUCUCAGCCGGCAUGUGGCUUCAAGUGUCCGUUACAUUUCUAUGUCAUCUUCAGUAACAAUACUUGGCACAGCUGCAUAAACUCUUCCCUAGAAGUUUCCUGGUGCUGGACCUUGCAGUUCGUUAAUUGCAACCUGUUAGGAGAUGGAGAGAGCCAGCUCUUGUCCUCUUCCUCCUCCCACCUCUCUCCCCUCCCCCUUUCACAUACAUCUCCCAUACCCCACCUUCCCACCUCCCUUCCCCUUUCUGACCCGGUCUCCUCUUGGAGAGUCAGGAGCCUGAUGUGGGAAUGACACACAGGAAGUCCUCCCCAGCCAAAGCCAGUCCUCACCAGGGAGGCCAGGUAGUAAAAGCGGCAGUUCCCCAGCCCAGCUUUUAUUUUUAAAUUUUUUUAAUUUUUAAAAGUAAUUUCAUUUAUUUAUUUAUUUUUAGCAGUUGCUGCACGGGCUUUUCUCUAGUUGCAGAG
Molecule: messenger RNA, 4288 nt
Organism: Cervus elaphus (red deer)
Lineage: Eukaryota; Metazoa; Chordata; Mammalia; Artiodactyla; Cervidae
Gene: GLT1D1
Product: glycosyltransferase 1 domain containing 1
Exons: 13
Coding region: 68-1180 (370 amino acids)
Molecular function (GO): glycosyltransferase activity
Source: RefSeq, a predicted model, not a curated record